Molecule: messenger RNA, 237 nt
Organism: Colletotrichum destructivum
Lineage: Eukaryota; Fungi; Ascomycota; Sordariomycetes; Glomerellales; Glomerellaceae
Exons: 1
Coding region: 1-237 (78 amino acids)
Source: RefSeq, a predicted model, not a curated record
AUGGCGCGUUCACUACCGCGGCCCAUUGACACGCCAGUGAAUGUCACCAUCAUGCUUCCCAUCCCGCUCAUCCUCGUCCUCGUUGCUGUGGUCUCCGUCCACAUCGACUGCCCCAAGUAUUACAACUGCAGCGGCUUCCAGGAGGGCGCGCACACUCAGCAGGAGCGCUUCCAGACCAUAUCGGCGGUCCUCAUCCCAACCGGCCGGGUGGACAUGAUACCCGAGACCGCAGAAUAG